This is a messenger RNA of Phyllotreta striolata, 6805 nucleotides long. The record is from the annotation of a GenBank genome assembly. NCBI's taxonomy places the organism in Eukaryota, Metazoa, Arthropoda, Insecta, Coleoptera, Chrysomelidae.
CUCCGACGAGGAAACUCGCGAAUUUGGUCGUUGGCGUGGGAAAAGUGUCCUUUCAACGAUGAAAAUCUCAACGAAAAUCCUUUAAACAGUCGGUGUUCUGUGCGUUCGUGGUUUUUACAGGACACGCCGGACAAUGGAAGCGUCCUUCGGUCGUCGGAUAACCGGGGAUUACUGGAUAUUCUGGACGCGCUGGAUGAAUAGGUGGAGGCCGCUUCGGAGCCGGGCGGAUGGCAUGCGGGAUUAAUCGAAUCCUCCGAAGCCAGUCAUGGUGUUGAACACCGAGUGGGCACAAGUAGAAGUUAUAGAUCUAAUUAACGACGGUACUGGUUUAGCGUUCGGAAUAAUUGGAGGACGCAGUACCGGCGUCGUUGUGAAAACCAUCCUACCAGGUGGCGUUGCCGACAGAGACGGGCGGCUGCAGAGCGGCGAUCACAUCCUGCAAAUCGGCGAGGUCAAUCUGAGGGGGCUCGGGUCCGAGCAGGUGGCUUCGGUGCUGAGACAGUGCGGCGUCCACGUCCGCAUGGUCGUCGCCAGACCCAUCGAAUCCGCCAACGCGGAUUUCCAGCAUUUGGGUAGCCUAGCGCCGAUCGUUCCGACGAAAAUCCUGGGCGAUCCGGUGGAAUUGGAUCGGCAUCUGAUCGAAAACGGUUACGGCGAAGCCUUCGCCUACCAUCCGGCUCCGUCCGAUUUCCACGGGGGGCCUUACAUAUACACCGGCCACCACCAUUCGGAUCUGCAGUUGCACACCAUGGUCAACCGCCUGGCCGUGCCCUAUCUGACGAGGGUCGAGGUGCAGAACAACUUCCCGAAGACGGUGUCGAUGAACGUGGCGCUGCGCGAGCCCGACCUGCCCGAGACCGAGAUCUACGAGGUGGAUUUGAAGAAGGACGACCUCGGCCUGGGGAUCACCGUCGCCGGAUACGUGUGCGAGAAAGAAGAGAUUUCCGGCAUAUUCGUGAAAAGUAUCAGCAAAGGAAGCGCCGCUGAUUUGACGCAAAACAUCCAAAUUAACGAUAGAAUUAUAGAGGUGAAUGGUGUUUCACUAUCAGGCUACACCAACCACCAGGCGGUGGAGUGUCUACGCGCCGCCGGCUCGGCCGUCAAACUAAAACUAGAACGCUACUUAAGAGGCCCCAAAUACGAGCAACUCCAGCAAGCCAUCAAAGCCAACGAACUCAGGCCCCCGUCGCCCCCAUCUCCGACGCUCACCUCUCUGCCCAAGGUGCCCAUCAACACCGCACAAAUGGACUGCUCGGGCAUCGAGCCCGACGGCGAAUCCCGCACCAGCUUCGAGUUCGACUCGGCCCUUCUGCUGGAGCACGACGCGCUCACCAACGAGGAGAAGGAGAUCCUCAUCGGCGGCGAGAAGGUCGCCCUGCAAUUCACCGUCGACAGCCCCGACAGCGUGUACGAGAAGUGGCGGAGCCUCUUGGGCGACGACCCGGAGAUAAUCAUCGCCCGGAUGCGAAAGGAGCGCUCCAGCGGCUUGGGCAUCAGCUUGGAGGGAACGGUGGACGUGGAGGGCGGCAAGGAGGUGCGACCCCAUCACUACAUCAGGAACGUCCUGCCCGACGGGCCGGUCGGGCAAAACGGCGUGUUGCAAUCCGGCGACGAAUUACUCGAAGCGAACGGCGUCCAGUUGCUCGGCUUGAACCACCUGCAAGUCGUGGCGAUACUAAAACAACUACCCGAACGCGUGAGCCUCGUUUGCGCCCGCUACCCAUUUCCCACGGGCGUGAUCGACACGUCGCAACGCAGAGAAGCCUUCAGAACGAGGAAGAUACUAGCGUGCAGUCUACAAACGCUCAUCCCCAUCAACGAGAGCAACCGGCUGGUCAAAGCGAAAUCGGAGACCUCCAUCACGUCGGGCGCCGCCAGCCCAACGCCCAGCAGAUCCAGGUCCCUGGACCCCAUGGAAACGCUCCCCAUGUGGCGCGACGAGCCCACCGUGGUCGAAUUAAUCAAAGGCGACCACGGGCUCGGCUUCUCCGUCCUCGACUAUCAAGAUCCGCUGGACCCCGAUGAGACGGUGAUCGUGGUGCGAUCGCUGGUGCCGGGCGGGGUGGCCCAGAGGGACGGCAGGCUGCUGCCCGGCGACCGGCUGGUGUCGGUGAACGAGGCGAACGUGGAGCGGGCGCCGCUGGACGCGGCCGUGCGGGCGCUGAAGGGGGCGCCGCGGGGCGUCGUGCGAAUAGCGGUGGUGAAGCCGGCGAGCGGGGGCGGCGGCGACGCCGGCUCGCGGACCAGCCAGGACACCGAAGACGACCACACCUGCCUGGAGGACUUCCAGGAGUGCAUCGAGGAGUUCCAGGAGUGCCUGGACGCGGUGCACAUCUGCAUCGAGGACGAGAACUCCCUCAGCCAAUCCUGCAUGUCCGAUUUGGGCGGCUCCGACGGCGCCGCGACGCCCAAAAUCGACCCCGAUCCGGCCCCAAAGCCGGCCGACCGGGCCCGGAUCAAGAGCGACAGCGCCGCGACGCACAGCGAAAAGGACGACUACGAGACCUGCGUCGAGGAGUCGCUCUCCGACGACGUCACCGCCGUCAAAGCGACGCCUGAUGAUGCACCGUCGGACCGAAACGGCGAGGCCACGCCGACCAAUUCGACCGUUAACGUCCUCGAAACUUGUUCGCAUGUACCUGACCUAAUCCAUAAGACUUAUUUUAAUUCAGAAAAUCUAGUUAUACCGGAAGAGCUCGUCACCGAACCGAUUUACCACGAUGAAGAGCCGAAAAUAUUCGAGAACAGAUCGGUGGAUCCCGGCGACGAAUUCCUGCUGGUCCAAUACCCUUCGAAUCGACCCGACGAUAUCCUGGACACGUGCCAAAUCCCUUCCAAGAAAAUCUAUAGGAAAUGUCUCAAAGAGUACUACAACGACUACGCCGACUGCUUGGAGGCCUACAACGUCGCGACGCCGCGCGAUAAGGCCGAAAUGCCCGACGACGACAUCUUCUGCGACCUGGUGUUGCCUUUCAAGAGCCGAUCGGCUCCGGACAUCGCCGACGGCUCGUUCGUAACGUUGACCUACGAUCCCGGACCCGACAUGGCCCGAAGGAAGUCCUCUUUCCUGCCCGGCUGCCAACCGCCCGAAGCUGAGAUGACGGUUAUACGUCCGCUGGAGGUCGACGUGAAGGGAUGCCAAGUCGAAGAUAUGCUGCAGAAACAUUGGGGAUCCGUGCACACCGCGAGGAUCUUCAGGGAGCCCAACAGGAGCUUGGGCAUCAACAUCGUCGGAGGGAAGGUCGAUUUGCAAUCGAGCAAAAGGUCGUCCGAAACGCUAUUGGGCAUUUUCGUGAAGAAUGUAGUGCCGAACAGCCCGGCCGAUAAAUCGGGAAAAUUCAAGACGGGCGAUAGAAUAUUGGAAGUCAGCGGAGUGGAUUUGAGAGAGUCCAGCCACGAAAAAGCCGUCCAGGCCAUUCGAAACGCCUCGAAUCCGGUCACAUUCGUCAUACAAUCGAUCGUACCUCGCUUACAGAAGACCUCCGACCAGCAACUGAACCACGCCGAAUGCCCGUCGCCAUAUCCGUCUCCCGUCAGCACCGAAUCCUCGACGAGCGUCCCGCAAAACGACGCGGAAAACUCGAUUUCCCGCGAGAAAAUCGACGCCGACGUCCGGACGACGCCCGUCCGCCGACCGGACGAACCUCCGAAGGAAACUAGGAGCGAUAAGGAAGACGAGGACGCGGCGAAGGCGAGGAAAAUCGAGUCGGACAGCGACGAGGAAGAUGAUGAUGACGAUGAUGAUGUCAGAGAUCUGGAAGGAAGGACUGUAUCGGCCAAAGGACACGCUAUUGAUCGAGCCAGCGCCGGGAACGUGCGAAGGACCAAGGACGAAAUAGCGGCCGAUAAAGAGGAUGAGGACGAAUUCGGCUAUACGACGAACAAAGUGCGCAAGAAAUACGCGAACUUGGGCCACAGCGUUCUGAUGGUGCAGCUGGAGCGCUCCAAUCAAGGACUCGGCCUCAGCCUGGCCGGGCACAAGGAUCGCAAUUGCAUGGCCGUCUUCGUUUGCGGCCUCAAUCCCAAAGGGAUGGCCCACAAAACGGGCACCAUACAAAUCGGCGAUGAAAUUCUCGAGGUGAACGGCGUGGUAUUGCACGGCAGGUGCCACUUGAACGCCUCCGCCAUCAUUAAAGGCCUAUCCGGACCGAUAUUUAAAGUGGUUAUAUUGAGGCGAAAAACUGCCAUCGAUGAUAUCGCUGUCAAGCCCAUUACGCAGUUCCCUGUUUCGCUGGCAGAGGAGGCCUCCGAAGAACAAUUUAGUGCAAGCUAUCCGAAUGUGCGCACGGUCGCUAUCAAAAAGCAAUCGAACCAGAGCCUAGGCAUUAUGAUUAUCGAAGGGAAACACGCCGAGGUGGGGCAAGGCAUUUUCAUAUCCGAUAUCCAGGAGGGCAGUUCGGCGGAAAAGGCUGGUCUCGAAAUCGGCGAGCUCAUUUUAGCUGUGAAUAAGGAUUCUUUAGUCGGUUCCAAUUAUGAAACGGCGGCGAAUUUGCUGAAGAGAACGGAGGGCCUGGUGACGCUGGUGGUGUCGAAUCCCGGUAAAAAAGAUAGCGCAUCGUCCUCAACGCCUAACACAACGAUUUCGUCCAAUAACGCAAUUGUAGAAACUAAUAAGAAUGCUCUUUCUAAACCUUCCAACCUAAAGCCCUCUGCACCGUCGUCUCGACCCACUACGCCCGUACCUGAACCCAUCGCCGAUCCUCUUACAUGUCAAAUAAACCCCGGCAGGGAGACCACCGUGGAAGUGACGACUGAAAACAAGGGCCUCGGGUUGUUCUUCGUCGGAGGAAAGGAUACUCAGAUUCCGAACGGCGUAAUCAUAGUAGAAGUUUAUCCGGGAGGAAUGGCCGAAAAAGACGGAAGGCUCCAGCCGGGCGACAACGUCCUGGAGGUGAACGGUACGUCCUUGAAGGACGUCUCUCACACCGCCGCCUCCCAAGCUCUUCGACAAACACUGCCAAAGAUGAAAAUGAUCGUGUACCGACCUAGCGCGAUCGAAUACACGCCUAUCGAAGCCGAUUUAAUUAAGAAGCCCGGAAAGGGACUAGGUAUAAGUUUCGUAGCUAGAAAAUCCGGCAAAGGGAUAUACGUAGCAGACAUUAUUAGCGGUGGUAUAGCGGAAUUGGACGGUAGAAUAGCCAAAGGGGAUCUUCUGGUGUCCGUGAACGGGCAGAGCUUGGAGAAUUCCGGCGGAGACGAAGCAGGGGCCAUAUUAAAGACUGUAUCGGGAAAGGUUUCGUUGAAACUGAACAGAUACAAACCGUCGACGAGAUAAUUAGUAGUUUUUCUAGAAAAAAAUUAAUUAAGAAAUUAAAAGAGCCGUUAACGAAGCGUUCGAAGAGUUGAAAAUUCGAUUUAUGAUAUUUGAAAAAAAAAUUUUUAUGACGAAUAUAAUGUUAUAUAUUAGAGCUCAUGAUAUUUUAGUAGACAUGUUUGAAUUAAGAUGCGAGUUUUCCGAACUCCCUUUAUCGCGUAUAAAACUUUAUGUUUUACUCGUAGACAUCUAACGGGAAUACCUAUACCUAUUUCUAUAUUUACAGUUUUUGAUUUAUGCUAGGAUUAAUAACGACGUAAUAAAACAUAAAAUUUUAUAUCAACUUAUACGAAUUUUAUACCUAUGGGAAAUGAAUAAUAUAUUCUUAACGUUACUUUGACCUACUAAAAUAGAAUUGUUCAUAUAUAAUUAUUGUUAGAUUAAAAUUAUAAUCAAAUUUUAAUGCAUAUUAUAUACCUAUUAAUCUCGUCAAUUAGAAUUAAUUUAAUCGACUAGGGAAGAAUUAUUUCGUUGAUCUGGAAAUUUCGUUUGAUCGAUUUGAGUGCCUAAGCCAAGUGAUUGAACGACGAAAACAUGAUAUAAUAUUUUACUGUUGAAAUUCUAAAAUAUCUAUAUGUUAUUAAAAAAACGAAUAAUUCAUUAUUAUAGAAACAAGAGGGCCAUAAAAAAACUGGAAUUAUGCGAAUAAAUUUCGUUUCAGUCUUUUCACAUUUGUUGCAUUUAUUGCAUUUAAAAAACACUAGGUAUACAUUAAUCUAGUCAAAUUUACUUGUUGGAUUUAAAAUGGUUAUCUGGAAAUUAUUUCACACCAAACCAAUCGAUUAAAUCAUAAAUUUUAGACAAUAAUUAUCCAAAAACUAAAUACACAGUGUACAUAAAGUAUAUUAAAGCACUUUUUGUAUUCGGUGCAUUAUUGUUGCACAAAAAUUUCAGUAAAUCGCGUAGGUAACCAUUUUAAACAAAUAAUAUACAGUGCAUUUAUUGUUGUUACUUAAUUUAUCUCUAUAUAUGUAUUUAGUGAAUAGUAUACCUGCUUAAAUUGUGAUAUAUCUAAUUAUAUUUCAUAAAAACUCGAAUUAUUUCUAUUUAAAAAUGAAGUGUAUGUCCUAACCUAGUGAUUUAGUCGCUCCAAUUUUAGUCCGAAGUUAUUGCGGUGGUAUCGCAAUAAUUCGGAUAAAACAGAGUUAAUUAGACACCCGAAACACACUGUACAAUAUAAAUAAAAAAAGAAUAGAUAAUUAGCGGUAAAAAUUAAUUUAUAAUUAGGAGAAAGUUCACACAGGGUUGUGUGUACCAAAAUACUUUUUAGAUAAUACGUUUGCGAUUCCUUAGAUGUUAGUUUAUUAUAUUAUAUUGAACAGACUGUAAUAACUUGUAUAUAGGUACCUAUACUAUUGAAAAGUUCACUACAUAUUUACUAAAUAUAUAGAAUGUAUUUUGUAAAUAGCGUUAUGCGAUGUUGCAUGCUAGAAUUUUAAUAAAAAUUCACUUUAUCUCUUGCUAAAUAAUUUCGUGUUAUUUAAGAAUUCC